Pungitius pungitius (ninespine stickleback) is the source of this 3130-nucleotide messenger RNA. RefSeq names its product DIS3 exosome endoribonuclease and 3'-5' exoribonuclease (gene dis3). The record is from RefSeq and is a predicted model, not a curated record. The transcript has 21 exons. Gene Ontology annotation, cellular component: nuclear exosome (RNase complex); cytoplasmic exosome (RNase complex). Gene Ontology annotation, biological process: rRNA catabolic process. Lineage: Eukaryota; Metazoa; Chordata; Actinopteri; Perciformes; Gasterosteidae. The coding region runs from base 106 to 2961 and encodes 951 amino acids. Gene Ontology annotation, molecular function: RNA binding; 3'-5'-RNA exonuclease activity; endonuclease activity.
UCGGCCCACCGAUUUAACGUUAGUUUACACAUGGGCCGCAAACUCGUCACCUAAUGGUAGGAGAGAAACAUCGGAACUGACUCUCUUAAGCAUUUAAUUGCCAUUAUGUUGAAAUCCAAAACGUUUGUGAAGAAGACUCGGGCGGGCGGGGUGAUGAAGAUAGUGCGGGAGCAUUACCUGAGAGAUGAUAUUUGGUGCGGAAGCGACAUCUGCGCUGAGUGCAAACAGGAGUCCGCGGUGCUGCAGAGGGACUCGUCCAUCGAGAGCAACCUGUGCUCAUAUCCACAUUACGUGAUUCCCGACACUAAUGUUGUGCUUCACCAGAUUGACGUGUUGGAGAACCCUGUGAUCCGUAACGUGAUAAUCCUUCAGACUGUGCUGCAGGAGGUACGCCAUCGCAGCGCCCCGGUCUACAAACGCCUGAAGGACAUCAUACACGAGAAUGAGAAACACUUCUACACCUUUACCAACGAACACCACAGAGAGACAUUCGUUGAACGCGAACCCGGGGAGAGCGCCAAUGACCGCAACGACCGCGCGAUCCGCGUCGCCGCAAAAUGGUACAGCCAGCACCUGGAGAAGAGCCGGGCCGAGGCCGACGGAUUCAGGGUGGUCCUCCUCACCAACGACCAAGGGAACAAACAGAAGGCGGAGGAGAGCGGCCUGCUGGUGUACAAAUGUGAGGAGUACAUCAAGAGUCUGAUAGCGAACCCCGAGCUGGUGGAUUGUCUGGCUUUGUCCAACGAUGACAAGAAUGAUAUCACAAGCAGCAAGGUGAUAUUCCCGGAGCACCUCCCCCUCUCAAGGAUCCAAGCAGGAAUUAAGAGUGGCACUUUCCUCCAGGGCACCUUCAGGGCCAGCAGGGACAACUAUCUGGAGGCCAGCGUCUUUGUUCAGGGAGAGGGGGACGACGGCACAGAGGUUCUCAUCCAAGGUCUUCAGAACCUCAACAGAGCUGUGUACCAAGAUUUGGUAUCUGUACAGUUGUUGCCCCGCAAUCAGUGGGUGGCGCCCUCCUCAAUCGUGCUGCAGGACGAAGGCGCGGCAAAGGACGAUAAUGAGGAGGACAAAGAGGAGGAGGAGAAAUCAUUGAGGAUGUCAGCAGCUGAAUCCGCCAGGAAGCCCACAGGCAAAGUGGUGGGAAUCAUCAAAAGGAACUGGCGGCCGUACUGCGGCAUGCUCAAUGUCUCCCAAAUCAAAGAGUCUACCCGACAUCUUUUCACCCCCGCGGACCGGCGUAUCCCACGCAUCCGCAUUGAAACGCGUCAGGCAUCCACGCUGGCGGGCCAGAGGAUCAUGGUGGCCAUGGACGGCUGGCCGAAACACUCCAGAUAUCCCAAUGGCCACUUCGUGCGCAGCCUGGGAAGUGCAGGGGACAAGGAAACGGAGCAGGAGGUGCUGCUGCUGGAGCACGACGUCCCCCACCAGGCCUUCUCUCAGGCUGUGCUCAGUUUCCUUCCCAAGAUGCCCUGGGUCAUCACACCAGAGGAAUUGGCCAGGAGAGAGGACCUGAGGCAUCUGACGGUGUGCAGUGUGGACCCUCCCGGAUGUACAGACAUAGAUGACGCCCUGCACUGCAGAGACCUGGACAACGGAAACCUCGAGGUGGGCGUGCACAUCGCUGAUGUCAGUCACUUCAUCAGACCUGGCAACGCUAUGGACAUGGAGGCUGCGAACCGUGGCACCACUGUCUACUUGUGUGGCAAAAGGAUAGACAUGGUUCCUGAGCUGCUCAGCUCCAAUCUCUGUUCUCUACGCUCCAAUGUGGAAAGGCUGGCUUUCUCAUGCAUCUGGGAGAUGAACCAUGAGGCCGAAAUUAUUAAAACCCGGUUCACAAAAAGUGUCAUUAACUCCAAGGCGUCUUUGACGUACGCUGAGGCCCAGAUGAUGAUUGACACCACCAAGAACGACGACGUCACCAAGAGCCUCCGAGGUCUCAACAAACUGGCCAAAAUUCUAAAGAAGCAGAGGAUACAGAAAGGGGCGCUGACGCUGUCGUCCUUGGAGGUCCGAUUCCACAUCGACAGUGAAACCCACGACCCCAUCGACCUCCAGACCAAAGAACUCAUGGAGACAAACUCUAUGGUCGAGGAGUUCAUGUUGCUGGCCAAUAUUUCCGUGGCCCAGAAGAUUUUUGAUGAAUUUCCAGACUGUGCUUUGCUGAGGAAGCAUCCGGCACCGCCUCCAUCCAACUACGACAUCCUGCUCAAAGCUUCCAAGUCCAAGGGCGUAGAGAUCCACACGGACUCGGCCAAGGCGCUGGCGGACUCCCUCGACGUGGCCAGAGUGGACGGCUUCCCGUACUUCAACACGCUACUGCGCAUCUUGGCCACUCGCUGCAUGAUGCAGGCGGUCUAUUUUUGUUCUGGCAUGGACAGCGAUUUCCUGCACUACGGCCUUGCUUCACCCAUUUACACCCACUUCACGUCACCUAUUAGGAGGUACGCAGACAUCAUCGUUCACCGCCUGCUGGCAGUGGCCGUCGGAGCAGACACUACCUACCCGGACCUGAUGGACAAACAAAAGCAGUCGGCCCUCUCCAGCAACCUCAACUACAGACACAAAAUGUCUCAGUAUGCACAGAGGGCAUCGGUGGCCUUCCACACACAGUUGUUCUUCAAGAGCAGAGGCAUACUGAACGAAGACGGGUUUGUGCUGUUUGUGAGGAAGAACGCAAUCAUCGUACUCAUCCCGAAGUUUGGCCUGGAGGGAACGGUGUUCUUUGAUGCCAAGGACAAGGCGGGCCCAACCCUUGUUUUUGAUGAAGAGGGUCCCACUCUAAAGGUUGAGCAGCACACCUUCCGCAUGUUUGACAAGGUGAAGGUCACCAUCAGCCUGGACGCCUCCAACAUUCAGCACCAGAAGAUCCGCAUGUCUCUGAUUGAGCCUGUGAUUGCUGGUGUGAGUGUUCCAGGCCCAGAUGUUGAACCACAGGCCAAGAAACCAAAACUAGACCGUUGAGGUAGAGAACAGAGCAGCAAUUUACUCAAACCGCCAGCUCAGCAAGUCUAAAUGAGUUAAUGGAUACAUUUUGAACAACUGUCCCGUUUCAAUACAUCACUCUGCUCGUUACAUGAUGGUGAAACUUGUCAAUGAUGCCGAUCAUUAAAGUGUUCUUUUUACCCGUUAA